GUAUAUUUAUUUUACAAAAUAUUUUUACUUCAUUUCAGCUUGCAAAGUUUGAGAUCUUCCCUGUCCUUUAACGUCGAAGUCGCCACUGUAAUUCAAGUCCGCCACUAGUUCGUAUUGGAUUUCAGAUUCGGGAAAAGGGUUUUGAGAUGGCAGCAAUUUAUAGUCUUUACAUCAUCAAUAAGUCUGGUGGAUUGAUCUACUAUAAGGAUUAUGGAUCAGCUGGACGAAUGGAUACCAAUGAUACCUUACGAGUGGCUAGCUUAUGGCAUUCAAUGCAUGCCAUCUCUCAGCAGUUAUCACCCGUGUCAGGUUGUUCAGGAAUUGAACUACUCCAAGCUGACACAUUUGAUCUUCAUUGCUUCCAAUCACUAACAGGGACAAAGUUUUUUGCAGUAUGUGAGCCUGGCACUCAACAAAUAGAAAGUUUAUUGAAAUUUGUAUACGAAUUGUAUACGGACUAUGUUUUGAAGAACCCCUUCUAUGAGAUAGAGAUGCCUAUUCGAUGCGAGCUGUUUGAUAUCAUCCUAACUCAUUCAGUACAAAAGGACCGUGUUGCGCUGCUGGGUCAAUAAAUUGUUGGCCAAGGCCAAUUUUCUUUAUGACUGUCUUGUAAGAGUUGCUACUCUGUUUUAUUGUAUCUGCUCUAUGUAUUUGCUUACGGAUAAACUUUUUAAGAUUCAAAUAUAUGAGAUGAGAUUCAUCAAUUUCUAACAUGUUUUUCCCAUACAAAUGAGGUAUGUGUCUAUAUGAAGAUCAUUGCCUACUUGGCCAUAUUUUCUUAA
This is a messenger RNA of Vicia villosa (hairy vetch), 782 nucleotides long. RefSeq lists its product as uncharacterized. Gene Ontology annotation, cellular component: TRAPP complex. Gene Ontology annotation, biological process: endoplasmic reticulum to Golgi vesicle-mediated transport. The coding region runs from base 147 to 572 and encodes 141 amino acids. Lineage: Eukaryota; Viridiplantae; Streptophyta; Magnoliopsida; Fabales; Fabaceae. The record is from RefSeq and is a predicted model, not a curated record. The transcript has 4 exons.